AUGUCUCUCUCAGCAAUAUGUCUCAUGCUCCUCGUCACCCUCACGCCAGUCACAGCAACAUGCUACUGGCCCAACGGCGACACAGACAACAACUACACCCCGUGCCCCAAUAGCAAAUCCUGCUGUCUCAAGGGCGAAGCCUGCCUCUCCAACGGCCUCUGCUACGGCGCAAAACUCAACAUCGCCUAUCGCGGUGCCUGUUCCGAUAAAUCCUGGCCGGCCAAGGACUGUCCCCAUGUUUGCCUCGACUCCAUCCCCGACCACUGGGCGAACCUCUACUCGUGCCCCAAUUCCUCGACGAAUGUGUUCACAUGCGGGUAUGCGGGGUGGGCGACGGACGUCUGCAGCGCGAAUCUGGGGCAGUGGCUGUGGGUGAGUGGGGAUGUGGAGGUUGCGAAGAACGGAAACACGAGCCCGUCCGCCUCUGCUUCUGCUUCGACAGUGCUGGACAUUGUCACGACCACGUCGUCGGGUUCUGGAUUGUCUACGGGGACGCCGAGGGGGACGAUUACGGGGGAGAUCGUCACGACGACCGAGUCCGCGACUGCUACGGCCUCGGGGACAGGGACGGAGACGAGUAGUCCACGGCCGUCAGAUACUUCUAUCUCUGCAGUGACACUCGGGGCGGGACUAGGGGUUGGACUGGGAGUUCCGCUACUCGUGGUAUCGGGGUUACUGAUCUUUUUUAUGCGAAUGAGAAGGCGAGCGCCGGCAGCGCCAGCACCGCCAGUCAGUGAAAAGGUCUACCCCGGCGCUGUCUACGAUCCAGGCGCAGCGGAGAUUGCCACGCAGAGACACAAUAUGGUUACGGAGCUGGAGGGGUCGGGGCGCAAUCUACCGGAUCGACCGGAGUUAUAUGGUAGUUAG
Molecule: messenger RNA, 867 nt
Organism: Aspergillus fumigatus Af293
Lineage: Eukaryota; Fungi; Ascomycota; Eurotiomycetes; Eurotiales; Aspergillaceae
Exons: 2
Coding region: 1-867 (288 amino acids)
Source: RefSeq, a predicted model, not a curated record